AUGAGCUUGGUAGAAACCAUUCAUGUUGGUCUGGACGUCACUAAGCUCAAUUGUACUACCGUUACUAAUCUGCCCUGCCGCCUGUGUAAUCGCCGUUUUGGCCGCAGCCCUGAUCUGUUGUUCGGCGGUAUCGUUGAAAUUGGUAACUGCUUGGGGAAGCUUGUCGACUGCUUCUUGAAGUUGCUUUUUGACUUGAGUGAAUUUGGUAUGAAGCUCCUGAACCUCUGUCUUCACUCCGCCGAUCGCAGUGUCCACGGCUUGGGCGGGGCUUCCGGGUUGGCCAGGAGGGAUGCCGGGUCUGGUACUCGCAUCGUCAAGCUGACUGUGAAGGUCCCGAGCAAUCUUUAG
Messenger RNA from Babesia ovata, 348 nucleotides. RefSeq lists its product as uncharacterized. Lineage: Eukaryota; Apicomplexa; Aconoidasida; Piroplasmida; Babesiidae. The record is from RefSeq and is a predicted model, not a curated record. The coding region runs from base 1 to 348 and encodes 115 amino acids. The transcript has a single exon.